AUGAGUCUCAACGACAUGACUGUCAAACCACCAACUAGUGGGUCUGCUCUGUUGCAGUUCUUUACAGCAGCGCUGCGCCAGGAAAGCAUGGCCGGCUCUCAACAGAGAUCCGACUUCAGCUCCGAAGAGGACGAUGAUAUAGUUCACGUGAAUGACGAAGGCAGGGGAUCGAUUCGCCGGACGCUGAUCCGACAAGAGUCCAUCCAUGGACUGGGUAUCCACUCGGAUGUGGAAGACGAGGACUUUAGUGGCGAUGAGGAUCACCGCCGUCAACAUGAGAAUCACCGCCGUCAACAUGAGAAUCGUGAGCCCGAGAGGGAACGUGCUAUGAGUGAAGAUGGUGACAUCUCAAAAUCCACUAACGCUAUUUCCUAUGGCUCCCCGAGAGAUAAGAAGACUAUCGCCGAAAAGUUGCAGGCAGCAUUUGGUUUUCCGGAAGUUGAGGAGUUCGUUGGAGAGUUCUCGUGCGAGCUGGCCCGGUCGGUGCUUCUUCGUGGAUAUAUGUAUUUGACGUCAAACCAUAUUUGCUUCUACGCUAACCUCCCGGGCAACCAGGAUGUCGUUCAGAAGGAGGGAUAUUUCUUGAAAAAGUCGAAAACCACCAAGCAGUUUACGCGCUACUGGUUCAUCCUUAAAAACGACGUGCUCAGCUAUUACUCAAACCAGAGCGAUAUCUAUAGCCCCAGCAAAACGAUUGCUCUCAAGCAUGCGCUUUCUGCUGAACCUUCGCCCAAAAAUGAUCUCGACUUUCAUAUCUUCAUGAACAAUCGAAAGUACACCUUCAGGACAGAUUCUCCGCUACUAAAAAUGGAUUGGGUCAAGGCCAUCUCAAAUUCUAUCUUUCAUGCCGGAAUGAAGGGUGAAAAAGUCAAAAUCUCGAUCCCGCUGGGUAAUGUGCUGGACAUGGAAUUGAACACCAUGGCUUUUGCACAGGCGAUCCAUGUGAAGGCGGUGGAAAGUGAUGAAUCAUUUGCUGUUGAAGAUUUCUAUUUUGCCUACUUCAAUGACGCUCCCAAGACAUUAGCUGCCUUGAAGACCCAAUUCGAGAAGUACCAACAGGACAUACUGCAGAACCACAGCCUUAAUCGAGAUCACAAGAUCUUUGACAGUACCUCUCUCAGCACGAGUGCUUCGGUGAAAACGGGAGCAACCACUGCGGAGGCUGCGGGACCUGUGCGCCAUCGUCCUAAAUUGCUUCAUCCUGACAGAAUCAAGUUCGGCUCGAGGAGUAGCAGCCCUUGUAGAUCACAGCCAACAUCGGAUACGGAAGAUAAUGAGAAGGAGAAAUACCGGCACGCGCUAUCCUUCUCCAUUCGCGGUACGACCAGCUGGCUCAGCGAUCACAAGUCCGACUUUGGUGCUGCGGACUCUUCCAUGACAACGAGCGAGAAGGAACAGGAGGCAUUCAGGAAGGACUUCUCUUUGCCGGAUUCUGAAGGACUGAGCGCUGUCGUUUCUGGAUAUCUCUUGCGCAUUGUUCCGCUUUCGGGACACGUCUAUCUGUCUGACAAUUACCUCUGCUUCAAGUCUAAAUGUCUUCUCACCAAGAAAGACGACGAAAUCUUUUUUGAUUUUUCUUCGACUGAGACCCGUAACACCAUUUUGAACACACUCAUUGACCGCACCACUCCAGAAGCCCAGGCGCGUCGACUAAAAUUACGCACACAGUCUCUGGCCGCUGAAACGCCGUCCUCUGAGUUGGAUGAUCCUAUGGGACCUCGUGUCACGGACUCGCUAUUGCUUCGGGAGGAACCCAUUCAUGUCGAGCGUAUGUCCUGGGCCUCAUAUCCGGGCAAAACCGCGAGACCAUUGCACAUCACUUGCUUGACCAUCGGUAGUCGUGGAGAUGUGCAGCCUUACAUCGCUCUGUGCAAGAGGCUGAUGAAGGACGGACACAAGUGCCGUAUUUCCACACAUGGCGAGUACAAGGAUUGGAUCGAGGGCCAUGGAAUCGAGUUUGGCCUAGUUGGGGGUGAUCCUGGAGAGCUUAUCGAGCUUUGCGUCGAGAAUGGGAUGUUCACGGUAUCCUUUAUUCGCGAGAGUCUUAAAAGAUUCCGCGGCUGGUUGGAUGAGCUCUUGGAUACGGCCUGGGAGUCAUGCCAGAACACGGAUGUUUUGAUCGAAUCUCCCUCGGCCAUGGCUGGUAUCCAUAUUGCGGAGCGACUCGACAUCCCUUACUUCAGGGCUUUCCCCUUCCCUUGGACGCGCACACGCAACUUCCCCCAUCCCUUUGCUGUGCCUGAACACAACCUCGGUCGCUCAUACAACUACAUGACUUAUGUCAUGAUCGAGCAGGUCUUUUGGAAAGGCAUCUCUGGUCAGGUGAAUAAAUGGCGAAAGGACACGCUUGGUCUGGGGCCGACCAGCUUGGAGAAGAUGGAUGCCCACCAUGUGCCUAGUCUGUAUUCAUGGAGUCCCCAUCUCGUUCCAGCACCAGGCGACUGGCACUCUUGGGUCCAUGUCACAGGGUACUGGUUCCUCGACAACCCUGAUCUCACUUGGACACCUCCCAAGGACUUGGUUGCGUUCUUGAAGGCCGAUCCUAACAACAAACCGGUUUAUAUCGGCUUUGGAUCGAUGGUCGUGCCCGACCCUGAUGGCAUGACGAGGGCGAUCAUUAAUGCCGUCGUCAAAUCUGGGGUACGCGCUAUCAUCUCCAAAGGAUGGUCGGAUCGCCUGACUAGUCAGGACGAUCCUCUGUCCGCGGCCAGUAAGGCGGCCAGCGAAGAGAUUGUGUACCCACCAAGUAUUUACAUGCUCAAGUCCGUUCCCCACGACUGGCUCUUCCCUCAGUUGGCAGGGUGUGUGCAUCAUGGAGGUGCAGGUACGGCAGCAGCCGGUCUGCGCGCAGGCAUCCCCACGGUGAUCAAACCCUUCUUUGGCGACCAGUACUUUUGGGCGCAGCGCCUUGAGGAGGCUGGCGUGGGUGUUUGGUGCCAUGAACUGACGGUUAAGAAGCUAACAUCGGCCCUGGUGACGAUUACGACGGACGAGAAGAUGAUCAGGAAAGCGCAGAUGAUGGGGGAGAAGAUCCGCGCAGAGGAUGGAGUCGGCGAGGCAAUCCAUUACUUGUACCACGACUUAACCCUUGCCAAGGGUCGCCUCCACAAGCUCCGCAAGGAGAAGGCCGAGGACACGCCUGUGAAGUUUAAGGUGCAGGAGGCAGGGGAUGACUGGUGGAUUGUUCAGCCUUCCUCGGGAGCUAGUGGGGCGACCUCAGGAAACGAGGGAUCUGAGAGUACAGCUGGAUUGAAUAUGUUGUCCGGUAGUGAGGAAGAUAUGGUCUCGAUACCCUCGGAGCAUACGACACCUCAGUUAGGUGCCUUUACUGAUCUCCAGCAUUCUGUCUCCCUUUACGAAAGGGCUCAUUCGAGAACAGGAUCGGAUGCUGAACCUCUUUCGCACAGCACGAAACAGUCUGCGACGGAUCCGGGCUCUGAUCGUGCCAUUGAGAUGAUUGAGAAGAGCGACCAGAGUGCGGAGGAGCUCGCUGCACAGCUUGAAGCCAUGCAUCUACCGAGCAGGAGUCCACUGCCGUUCUUUGCACAUGCAUUUGGGCAAGGAGAAAGCGCACACGACAAGGGCAAGGACAAGAGUAAGGAUGGGAACAGCAAGUCCGUCAAGAGAACAUCGACAGCGCGCAAGGUGAUCGAGACCUUGGCGACAAAGGCGACACAUGUGACGGGAUACUUUAGUCCCAGUAAUCUUCACCCGCAUGCGUCACAACAGCCUACACCGCCUCCUCUUUUGAUCGAUCCUCCUCAGCCAUCUGGCAGCAGCGUUAGCAGCAAUAACAGUACCACCAGUACGCCUGUAUCGAGCGUCAGUGGCGAUCGACCGUUAUCGAGCAGGUCACAGCACAAAGCGACGCCGUCGUUUGAUGCGAAGGACGCAUCCAAGGUGGCGAUCAACCUGACCACUGCCAACAGGCUACGAUAG
This is a messenger RNA of Gamsiella multidivaricata, 3939 nucleotides long. RefSeq lists its product as uncharacterized. Gene Ontology annotation, biological process: carbohydrate metabolic process. The coding region runs from base 1 to 3939 and encodes 1312 amino acids. Gene Ontology annotation, molecular function: UDP-glycosyltransferase activity; hexosyltransferase activity. The transcript has 10 exons. The record is from RefSeq and is a predicted model, not a curated record. Lineage: Eukaryota; Fungi; Mortierellomycota; Mortierellomycetes; Mortierellales; Mortierellaceae.